Molecule: messenger RNA, 246 nt
Organism: Symbiodinium pilosum
Lineage: Eukaryota; Dinophyceae; Suessiales; Symbiodiniaceae
Source: the annotation of a GenBank genome assembly
AUGUUUUCGCUGAGGUUGAAUGAGGCUGCAGCCUUCCAGGCGGUUCUUCGCCGGCGGUUUUCGCAGUUGAUCCAACUUCAGCUGCAAGACUACGACAACACAGUCCUGGUGGCGUCCUCAGCGCCCUUGGAUCCAGAUCAGCUUGCCCACGACUUGCGCCAGAGUGAGGUCCUUGGUGCAGCUGCCUCGAGGCUAGAAGUGUCUCGCCCCUCUCCAGUUUCGCGGCAUCGUCUGCGGCGAGUUCAG